Molecule: messenger RNA, 1451 nt
Organism: Wasmannia auropunctata (little fire ant)
Lineage: Eukaryota; Metazoa; Arthropoda; Insecta; Hymenoptera; Formicidae
Exons: 5
Coding region: 69-1415 (448 amino acids)
Source: RefSeq, a predicted model, not a curated record
UACUAAAAAUACAAAAAUUAUAAAAAUAUUUUUUCAUUUCAUUUAGUACAGAUUUUAUACAUUGAAUUAUGCAUUUACUUUCUAUAUUUAUAGGUCAUAAAGUAAAUGAAUCAAACUUUUUGCUUAUUCCUAAUGAAGCAAUAAAUGAAAAAUUAAUUCAACCACUGGGAGAUUAUUAUACAUUUGUCACGGAAAGAGACAAAUUAAAACAAUCUACAUCAAAAAGCGUUGAUUCUGUUGUUGAGACUGUAACAUCAAAUGAAGCUGGCACGAAAUUACAAGCGUUACUAAAGAAGUCAAAUAUUGGCAAAUAUUUCUUGACAAAAACUCGUCUCUCCAAUAAAGAUUCUGAUGAUUUAACAAAAUUUAUUGUCGACCAUCUUCUACAAAAAAGUUGCAAGAUCUCUACAAGAACAUUUAUGUUUUGGGCAAAUGAAAUUGUUCAUGUUUGGCAUAACGAGUCAAUAGAAAAAUGGUAUAAACCUUAUAAAGAUGGCAAAGUAGCAUCAGGAAAAUUAUAUAAUAGAUAUGUAAACGUUGCUAAAAAAAUCAAAAAAGCAGUAUUUGAUUUAGACAAAAAAGAAGCAGAAAUUAGUGAAACCGAAAUAAAUGUAGAAGAGGAGCAAUACUUGAAUGAAUUAUUGGCUUGCACAACUUUGGACAAAUUUGAUAAAAUAAAAUUUUUGUGGGAAAAAACAUUUAAAUCUCGUCAAAAUACGUAUAGUAUUGACAAAUAUUUUGAGAAAUACCCACAUUUACGCCCACCACUUGGAGUACAAUUGAUCGAAUUAGAUUAUAAGUUGUUAAACUUAUCAGAAGUAAAUAUCUUACACAAAAAAUGGUCCAUACUACAUCCUAAAAUACUUAAAUUAGCUAAGCAACGAAAAUCUACAAAAGAACUAUUCGUAAACGGUGAAAAUAUAUUACCUGAAGUAUUAGCUUGGCGAGUCCUGCCAUAUUUGUUUAAACCUGCAUUUAUGAAAACCGGUCAAAAAAAGACUCCGUGGAAACCAUCAUAUCAGGAACAAUGUGACGGGUUCAUUACUUGGAUAAAUGUUAUUACUCAUUUUGAGACGACACUUAAAAAACAUCGAGAUUUGAUGAAAAAGUAUAGUUUGACUCUUCAACCCUUCAUUGUUGCCAUUGGACCUUUGGAGAAAUUAGAAGCUGUUUACGUCGUUAUUAAUGAUGAAAAAUAUGUAUUUCAAGAUGUCACACAUAGUGUAGAUUUCUGUUUCAAAUCAUUCUUUGCUUUAAAAGCAGAAUAUCCUGUGUCAUGUAAACUAGUCUGGACAUACAUCCAAAAAGAAAUCUAUGGUGUGAAAGAUACGGAGACAAAUUAUCAAAGUGUCCAAAGAGUAAGUGACGAAUUGGCAAAUUUAUCCACAGAAUUUACAAGCGAAACUGAAGAUUGAUUAAUUAAAAUUAUUUUUUUUACUGGAUCUUUAAAU